ACACAUCAACCACAUUGAUCACAACUGAGUGAAGGUCAGUUUUGGUUGCGAGCCACGUGCAUGGAGACGCGUAAGUGAAAACCCGCCCAAUGCUUGGUUAAUGCGUAUGCAAACAUGGCUAAGCUGGUGGGAUUUUUUGUCAGUGGUGCUGCAUGACGCACCACUCGAACGUCGCAUAAAUACGUUGCGACGUCUGCGCCGGCGCAACAGAACGUAAUCAACGCGACAUCCACGAUGAGUUGUUUUCUUCAAUUGCUGCUGAUGUGUGGUGCAGCUGUGGUGCUGCAGGCUUACGGCUUGGGUGGCAUCAGUGCGGUGCCGGUGGUGCAACAAGUGCCGGUGGUGCAACAAGUGCCGGUGGUGCAGCAAGUGGCCGUAGUACAACAACAACCACAGGCGCUGGCCUUAGGUGGUGGCUUGCUGGGCGGUGGUGCAGCUGGCUUCGGCGGUGGUUUCGGCAGCUAUCGCGAGACCUAUCGCGUUAGAGGACGUGCCUUCGGCGGCGGUGGCUUCAAAGGUGGCCUUGGACACGGCGGCUUUGGCGCCGGUGGCUUCGGCGGCGGCGGUUUUCGCGCACGCUACGACAAAAAGGUCGUGGGUGGAUUUGGUGGUGCUGGCGUGCUGGGCGGUGCAGGCGGUGGCGCACUGUUUGGAUAAUUAAAUAUUAGUAAUAAUUAGAAACUUAAUA
Molecule: messenger RNA, 688 nt
Organism: Drosophila arizonae
Lineage: Eukaryota; Metazoa; Arthropoda; Insecta; Diptera; Drosophilidae
Product: keratin, type II cytoskeletal 1
Source: RefSeq, a predicted model, not a curated record